This is a messenger RNA of Trichoderma breve, 11925 nucleotides long. RefSeq names its product AMP-binding enzyme domain-containing protein. The coding region runs from base 1 to 11925 and encodes 3974 amino acids. The record is from RefSeq and is a predicted model, not a curated record. Gene Ontology annotation, biological process: amino acid activation for nonribosomal peptide biosynthetic process; secondary metabolite biosynthetic process. The transcript has 5 exons. Gene Ontology annotation, cellular component: cytoplasm. Gene Ontology annotation, molecular function: phosphopantetheine binding; acyltransferase activity. Lineage: Eukaryota; Fungi; Ascomycota; Sordariomycetes; Hypocreales; Hypocreaceae.
AUGUCUGGAAUCAAGUCUUCGGCCGAAGAGGCUGGGGCUGGAGGUAGCAUCAAUGGCUCUAUCAACUCCUCCAAGAGCCAAAAUGGAACUGCGAAUCAGUUCCACAUCGCUAUCUGCGGAGUUGGUAUGCGACUCUCGGGUGGAAUCCGCAGUACCGAGGAGUUUUGGGAUUUAUUGGCCGGUGACGCGGAAGCCCGCGGUUCUGCACCUGGAGCCCAGAAUGAAGGGCGUGAUGUGCACGGCAGCCGAUUAAGUGAAGGCCACAACUCCGUUGAUGCAUCCUUAUUCACGACCACUGAGGGCCCAGCCGAUUUUGGACCAUAUGGCCAGAAACUCCUCGAAGUUACGCGUGAAUGCCUAGAAGAUGCAUGCGAAGUCAGCUACCGCGGAAAGGAUGCGCCUGUAGCUUGCUAUCUGGCAAUGCCUAGUAAUGAAGAAUCCGAGUCCAACAAUGUCAGACACACCUCUAUCGCGGACUAUGUAUCUAAACAAUAUGACUUUCAAGGACCAAGCGUAAUGAUUGAAAAUGCGGAUCCUUCCGCAUCACUGCUGGCGCUUCAUGAAGCAUGUAUCGCUAUCAAGAAUAGCGACGCCAAAGCUGCUCUCGUUGCGGGCAUCAACUUGAUGACCGCCGCGGAUGCGGAUGAGGAUAAUGCUGAGAGAGAAGCGGUGGUGGCAGUUUUCAUCAAGCCAAUGAAUGACGCCAUUCGCGAUGGAAACCCCAUUCAAGCCGUCAUCUGUGCUACUAACACAUGCGACGGCCAUGAGUUUCAAGAAGCCGUGAAUUCAGGAGAAAGUAUCUAUGCGGACAUGAUCCGCGAGGCCUAUGAUGCCGCUGGGUUGGAUCCGCGUGAUACGGCAGUUAUUGAGUGUUACGAUGCUGGUUUUGCUGGAAACCAAGUCGAGCUCUCGGCCCUUGAACGCGUUUUCGGAGAGAGUGAUGCCUCUCUUUGCUCUUCUUGCCAUGCUAUCGGCGACUCAAAGAGUGCUUCGGGCCUUAUCAGCUUGAUUAAGGCUAUGAUUUCCAUAAAGCAUCAAACAAUUCUGCCCUCUAUCCCAGCUGCAGCAAACGGUCAAUCUCAAAAUCGGAAGCUCAGUGCGUUUGCAAAGCCACGCGAAUUUCCAUCUGGUCGAGCUGAGAGAAUCAGCAUCAGCUAUCUUGGAACUGCAAACUCUGGAGCCCACGUUAUCCUUGAAUCGUAUCGAAAUAACGAUUCUUCAGCAAAAAAGAAUCGCUCUCGCACAGAACUUGUCCUCUUUUCAGCAAGCAACGCAACUUCUCUGAACCAGCAGAUACAACUUCACCAUGAUUUCGUCAAGGCAUACCCGCAACUCGUCCCUGAUGUUGCUUUUACUCGUGCCUUACGCCGAGAAGCAUUCAAUCACCGCGCCUUUUCGCUCCUCGGAGUCGACGGGGAAUGCCUGAGUACUGCGAACCCCGCGAAAUGCCCGGCUGAGCCUCCUUCCAUCACGAUGGUAUUCAGUGGCCAGGGAGCGCAGUGGGCAGGCAUGGGGAAAGAACUUUUCCAGCUCGAUGGAUUCAGAGAUGACAUUAAAAACAUGGACAACAUCUUGCGUCAACUGAAGACACCGCCUUCUUGGACGAUCGAAGAGGAAAUCCAGCGAUCAUCCACCGACCCUCUAUGUCGAAUUCACUCUGUGGAAACAGCUUGUACGCUGUCGACCGCUUUGCAGAUUGCACUUUUUCAUCAGUUUGAGCGUAUUGGGGCUACGCCAGAGGCUGUCGUCGGUCAUUCCAGCGGUGAGAUUGCUGCAGCCUACGCCACAGGUUUUCUUACUCUGAAAGGCGCGAUUGUUACGGCAUAUUACUAUGGCUAUGCCGCCGCGAUGAGCACAUUCGAUGGAACCAUGGCGGUAACGGGUCUGAGCGCUGAAGAUACGAAAGAGUUCUUGCGUGAAGGCGUCGUUGUGGCCUGUGAAAACAGCCCCAUGAGUACGACAAUCUCUGGCGACCGCGAUGUGAUGGAGGAGGUCAUGACUUUGAUCAAGAUGUCCAGACCGCAAGUAACUACGCGAAAGUUGCAUGUUGGUACAGCUUUUCACUCACACCAUAUGGAAUCAAUCUCUUUUGAACUUCUGGGGCUAUUAGAGGCUGAAAGAAUUGCCUUGCCAGAGCAGCGAACGAGAAAGGCCAUUCUCGUGUCGAGCGUUAAUAGCAGCAUUCUCAAUGCUGCCAAAGACCUUGGCCCUAAGUAUUGGGUAAACAACUUGAUCUCGCCUGUCCGCUUCUCUUCCGCGGUUCUGUCUCUUCUUGAGACUACCCCUCAGCACAACUUAUUCUUGGAAAUUGGACCGCACUCAACUCUUUCUGGGCCACUUUCACAGAUAUGCUCUGCCAACUCUGUGCCUUGCAACUAUAUCUCAUCCCAGUUUAGAGAGAAAGAUUGUUUGGCGAGCUUCCUAUCGGCGAUUGGCCGGCUUUGGCAGUAUUCCGUGGCGUUGAAGUAUGAUCCAUUGUUCACCGGGAAAGCAAUAUCUGGACUGCCUCAAUACCCAUGGAAUUACAGCAAUCAUGAUGAUAGUGGUCUCUUGGAUACCAACGAAGUGCCAUUUCCGGCAAAAGAUAGACGGACUCAAAUCAUCACAAGAGCCACAUUGAUGACGACUGCGAGCCUCCCAGCUGAGGAAACACCAAAGACUGAGUUGGAGUUAAUCUUGCGGGCUCUUUGGGCAGAUGUGCUCCGCAAUGUGCUUCAGAUCCGUAUCCAAGAUAUUCGCAGGCGGCAUAACUUUUUCUUCCUUGGUGGUGAUUCUCUUACGAUGACCGAGCUCGCCACAACUGCUUAUCGACAUGGUAUCUCCCUAUCCCCGAUAGACAUCAUGGAGAAUCCCGAGCUGGCACAAAUGGCCGCUGUUGCUUCAAUCGAUGAUGCUGAACAAUUGGGAUAUGCUAAGCCAUUCAGUUUGAUUCCGCAAGACAGCAUGGAUGAGAUCAAAACCGAGAUGCAGAAACAGUGCAACCUCGAUGUCGGAACAAUUGAGGAUAUUUACCCUUGCACAACGCUUCAAGAGGGAUUUAUGGCACUUGGACUUAAGCAGCCUGGAUCUUACAUUCAUCGGCAGGUUUACAAGCUGAUGCCGCAUGUUGACAUUGAUCAUUUUAUGGCCUCUUGGGACGCGGUCAUCAGGCUCUGCGGCAGUCUACGGUCAAGGAUAGCCUUAGUUAACUCCGAAGCAUUGCAGGCUAUCGUUACAACUGAUACUACAUGGGAGGCCCCUGUUUCGAACACCGACGUGAAUACAUAUUUGAACGAGACUCGAAGCGUUCCUAUGAGUUAUGGAGAUCGUCUCAGUCGAAACACGUUGUUGCACCAGGAGAACGGUGACACCUAUUUCAUCUGGAUUGUUCAUCACGCUGUUUUUGAUGGUCUGAGUAUGAAAAUCGUCCUUGAUGCUUUACAAAGAUCCUAUCUCAGCACGAACUAUAGCAUAGAGGCUUUGCCACCAUAUUCGAACUUCAUUCGGUACGUUGGGUCACUCGAUUAUGAUCACUCUCGUGAAUACUGGAGGAAAGAAUUGGAAGGUGCACAACGAUCCCAAUUCCCUGCUGCUUCUAUAACUGCGAAAUCUCAAGAUUGCGUGAUGAAAAAAUCCAUACCGUUCCAGAAUCCCAAAGCAGCAAUAACCACGGCAACCAUCCUUCGCGCCACCUGGGCUCUUCUUCUUGCUCAGUAUUGUGGCAAUGACGAUGUAUGCUUCGGUAUGACCUUGUCUGGCCGACAAGCUCCUGUGCCCGGCUUGAACGAAAUUCCAGGACCCAUGAUUGCGACUGUACCUGUCCGAAUUCAGAUUGAUCGGGAAAUGCGAGUCUCUGAAUUUCUCCAGCAUAUUCAAUCGCAUGCGUCUAAAAUGGUUGCUCAUGAACAGUUUGGACUACAGAAUAUCUCUAAGCUUGGGCAAAGUGCUAGGGAAGCUUGUGAUUUUGCUAAUUUGCUUGUUAUCCAACCAAUGCAGCAUCUCUCUUCAGCAGCUUACUCCUCGUCGGACUCGAUCCUUCAACAAGGUAUAGAAGAAAAGGCGAUAUCAGAGGAAGCCAUGAGGAACUAUUUCAAUUAUCCGUUAGUUCUUCAAACUCGCGUUGGAGAUGAUGCGAUCGAACUUGAGUUCACUUACUAUAAUGAUGUUUUGACCGAAGGCCAGUUGGAGGCUUUAUGUUACCAUUUUGAACAUGUUACUCAACAGCUUCUUGAACAAGAUGAUGUCCCUUUGAAGUCCAUCACAGUAUCCGGCCCGUGGGAUCUGCAGCGUGCCCUAGGAUGCAAUAGCGAAGAGCCAGACAUUAUUUCAUCAUGCUUACAUCAAAUCAUUGAAGACCACGCUCUGAAGAGACCGGACGCGAUGGCCGUCCAUGCAUCCGAUUUGACGUUGACCUAUAGCCAGCUGAAUCUUGCUGCUGAUAGACUAUCGAGCUACCUUGUUGAUAAUUGUGCAGUUCAGGCACGCGACCUUAUUCAUGUCUGUUUCGAAAAAUCCGCUUGGUUCUUCGUAUCCAUCUUGGCGAUCAAUAAGGCCGGGGCUGCUUGGGUUCCUCUCGACCCCUCUCACCCUCUCCAGCGCCAUAAGAAAGUUGUAAUGCAGACAAAGGCAAAGCUUGCGUUAGCCUCGCCUACCAACACCACUCUUUGUGCUGAUUUAGUCGAAAAUGUCGUUGAAGUUUCUGCUACUCUUGACGAGAUGCUGAUAAAGCGAAGACAAGGUAACAAGAAUCCACGCACGGUAUCUCCAAGUGAUGCUUGUUACGUUCUCUUUACCUCUGGAAGCACUGGAACUCCUAAAGGUUUCGUUAUGCAGCACAGGGCUCUUUGUACCAGUCAAACUGCUGCCACCAAACGGCUCAGAAUGACGUCGGAUGUCAAAGUUCUACAAUUUGCAUCAUAUGUCUUUGAUAUGUCAAUUGGAGAGACCGUCGGCCCCUGGAUUGCUGGCGCUUGCAUAUGUGUGCCAUCUGAAGAAGUAAGAAUGAAUGGUCUUGCUGAGUAUAUACGCACGAUGAAGAUCAAUUGGGUGUAUUCUACUCCUUCAUUCUCUCGCACUUUAAACCCGGAUGAUAUACCUGACGUUGAGCUAUUGCUUCUUGCUGGCGAGGCUGUGAGCCGCGAUAUAUUAGAGACCUGGGUUGGCAAGGUUCGUCUCAUCAACGGAUGGGGCCCUGCUGAGACCUGUGUUUUUAGUACACUGCACGAAUACGGAUCUCUUGAUGACUCUCCUUUGACGAUUGGUAGACCUGUUGGUGGCUUCUGCUGGCUUGUUGAUCCAGAGAAUCCACAUCGCCUAGCACCUUUUGGAACCGUCGGUGAGGUGGUUAUCCAAGGACCAACGUUACUCAGAGAAUAUCUAGCAGAUCCUGCCAAAACCGAAUCAACAACAGUCAAGCCUUUGCCCAGUUGGGUGCCCAACAGCAAUUUAGACCACUGGAAUCGAUUUUAUAAAUCUGGUGAUCUGUGUAAAUAUAACCCAGAUGGAACGAUUGCAUUUGUCACAAGAAAAGACACUCAAAUUAAAAUUCGAGGCCUUCGAGUUGAGUUGGGUGAAGUGGAGCACCAGAUCAAAGCAUGUCUUGACGGGGUUCAGCAAUUGAUGGUGGAUAAAAUUGACACAGAGGCUGGUUCGAGCUUGAUUGCCUUCUUUUGCUUCAGUACCGAGACAAGAAUGGUACCUACAGCUGAUACCGCUGCAGAUGGAGAUGCUGCCAUGUUCCUCCCAGUCACAAGCCAGUUGAAGAGCCAAAUUGUUGGCUUGAUUGGACACCUGUCUGUGAACCUUCCAAGAUACAUGAUUCCCUCAUUAUUCGUCCCAUGCAGAUAUAUGCCAUCGAUUACUUCGACCAAGUUGGACAGACGCACCUUGAAGCAUCAUUUCGAAAAGCUUGAUUCUGAGAGCCUGUCCACUUAUUCGCUGGUUGACACUGUCAAGAAUCCACCAGAGACAGCAACGGAGAGUAAGCUGCAAGCCAUUUGGGCGAAAAGGCUGAACAUGCCACUGGAGUCUAUCGGAAGAGAUGAUAGUUUCUUGCAAAUCGGCGGUGACUCUAUCGCUGUGAUUCAUUUUGUGGCCGAUGCCCGCCAAGCUGGAAUCUCACUCACUGUCAAAGACGUCUUCGACGAUCCAAGACUGUGGAAAGUUGCUGCUGCCGCUGAUAAGACGAACGGAGAGUCUAACAUGAUUUCCCGUGUUGAACCUUUCGACUUAGUCAAGCAAUAUCAGACAGACUUAGCUAUGAGAGCAGAACUGCUCACGCAGUGCGGUCUGGCUAGCUGGGAUCUUGUUGAAGAUGCUUUUCCUUGUACCAAGCUACAAGAAGGGUUAAUGGCACUAACCGCGAAACAACCAGGAGCAUAUGUCGCGAAAAUGGUAUUCAAGGUUGCGCGAAAUGCUGAUAUUGACCACCUCAAGGCUUCUUGGGAUCAUACAGUUGCUCUUUGUAGCAAUCUGCGCACAAGAAUUGUUCAGCUCAGCAGUAUGGUAUCACUCCAAGUUAUUGUCAAAGAGCCUGUGCAGUGGGAAUCGACGGACAAUCAGAACAUGGAUGAUUUCCUAAGGUCUGCGAGUAAUAUCCACAUGUCUCAUGGGUCACCACUUUCUCGUCUCGCACUCGUCAAUGAUGAUAAUGGCGAUCGCUAUUUUGCCUUCAUUACGCAUCACUCAGUGUUCGAUGGGUGGUCCUUAGCUCUUGUGAUCAAGACGUUCCACUCUAUAUACUUUAAUACUGCAGUACCGCCGCUGGGCUCAUAUUCCAGCUUCGUGCAGUACACGCUUCAACUUGACCUGACUAGUUCAGAGAAGUACUGGAAAACGCAGUUAUCUGGGGCAAGGCGCGCUUUGUUUCCUUUACCCAGAGAUGACUUUAUCAUCACCAACUCCGAAAGGAAAAUGGGUAUCUGCGCACGGGAAAUUACAGUCCCAAAGUCAACCAACGGGGCCAUUACGACAGCGACGUAUCUUCGCGCUGCUUGGGCGAUUCUCUUGGCACGAUACUGCAGUAUAGACGAUGUUUGCUUUGGUGCUUCGGUUUCUGGCCGAAAUGCUCCACUUGCAGGUGUAGAGAAUGUUCUUGGCCUGGUUGUUGCUACACUCCCCAUCAGGAUCCGGUUGAACCCAGACCAGCUAUUGUCGGAAUUUCUUGGUGAUGUUCAGAGGCAGUCAACUGAAAUGGUGAUGCACGAGCAAUUUGGGCUACAGAAUAUAGCUAAACUCAGCUCAGAUGCCAAAGACGCCUGCAGCUUUACCAGUCUCAUGGUCGUCCAGCCAAAGGAAAUAACGGGCGGACUUGAUGCGGAUGAGGCAAUACUUGUUUCCACAAGAGCAGAGCAGCGGCUCGCAUGGAGGUCAAUGGAAGACUAUUACAACUAUCCUCUCAAUCUCCAAUGCCACCUGGGCCAUGAUAGCAUCGAGCUGGAGUUUGUCUAUGAUGCAAACGUCAUUUCUGAAUCGCAGGUCAUAGCAUUAACUCAUCAGCUUGACCACAUCACCCAGCAGUUGGUAUCUCUAGGCAGAGAAAAGCUGCUUCGUGAUGUGGCCAUAGCUGGGCCUUGGGAUUUUCAACAGAGCAUGAAGUGGAAUGACCACGAAGUCAUGAUCGAAGAACAUUGUAUGCAUGAUAUUAUUUCCAAACAAGCGAAAUCAUGUCCCAAUGAUGAAGCUUUGUACUCCUCGGAAGGGUCACUUAGUUAUGCUGCUCUGGAGCGUCUUUCCGACCUGGUCGCAUAUCAGCUUUUGCAAUACAACGUCCAGCCGGAAACAAUUGUACCGUUUUGCAUGGAGAAAUCUAUAUGGGCCGUUAUCGCUAUGAUCGGUAUUUUGAAAGCUGGUGGUGCGUUUAUGCCACUUGAUCCUUCGCAUCCGGAGUCACGACGAUUGGCCUUGAUUCAGGAGGUCAAUGCCAAAGUGAUAAUCACUUCACCAUCUACGGCUCCGUCAUGUGAAGGAAUGGCUCAGCACACCAUCCAGGUUUCCUCCUCCCUGUUGACACAGGCUCCCAAAACCACUAAAAGCUAUCGUGAAUUGAGCAGUUACAAGAAGCCCGAGCCUCACAAUGCGGCCUACGUCCUCUAUACUUCUGGCUCUACAGGAAAACCUAAAGGUCUGGUCAUGCCGCACGACGCCAUUUGUACUUCACUGUUGCGCCACCCUGAAAAGUUCAGCAUGAACAAAUCUACGCGAGUAUUCCAAUUCGCUGCCUACGUAUUUGACGUUUGCAUUUUGGACAUAUUCGGUUCACUCUUUCUCGGAGCCACCGUCUGUGUUCCCACAGAAACCGAGAGAGUGGGCAACGCCUCACGAUUUAUGACCGAAGCUCGGGCCACUUGGACAAUGUUGACACCAUCAUUUGUUCGAACGCUCGACCCUGAUACUCUUCCAACUCUACAGACCCUUUGCCUCGGUGGAGAGGCUUCCACAAGAGAUAUCUUGAGCAAAUGGCACGGGCGAGUAGAGAUCAUCAAUGCCUAUGGUCCUGCGGAGGCUUGUGUAGAUGUUGCCGGGCAUGUUUUCAAGUCACGAGAUGAUUCACCUACAAAUAUUGGACGUCCAUUUGCUCACACACUUUGGAUCGUGGAGCCGGGCAAUCACAAUCGCCUCGCUCCAAUUGGAUGCAUCGGCGAGUUAGUCAUUGAAGGUCAUGCAAUUGCACGUGGUUAUAUCAACAACGAAGAAAAGACAAAGGAGUCCUUUAUCGAUGACUUAGAAUGGUUACCCAGUGUUAUAUCCAGCGGUAGGCCUAGAGUCUAUAAGAGUGGUGACCUUGCAAGGUUCAACCCCGAUGGAACAAUUGAGUUCUUUGGGCGGCGGGAUACUCAAGUCAAGAUACGUGGCCAGCGUCUAGAACUCGGCGAGAUUGAGUAUAACAUCAAAGCCAAACUUGCAAAUGUGCAGCACACUGUAGUGGACCUCAUCGAGCGCGAAGCAGGCAAGAUGAUAAUUGCUUUCAUCACAUUCAAGAACCACUUGUGUAACACUAUCACGGAUAUUGCCGACCCUUACGGCAACUUUAUCAAAGAUGAAAAACUCAUUUCUGCUUUCCAAGAUCUUAUUCUUGAACUGCGACGCGUGUUGCCAAGCUAUAUGAUCCCAAGUAUCAUCUUCCCUCUUCGAGAACUUCCGUAUACAGCCUCAAAUAAGAUCGACAGAAGGACGCUGCGUGAACUUGCGACAAACAUGCCCCGCGAAAUGUUGUCAGAAUUUUCGAUAGCUGGCCAAGAUAAAGUAUCACCAACCACUGAAAUGGAGUUUAAACUUCAAAGCCUGUGGGCUCGAGUCUUGAACAUCAACGCUGAAGAAAUAUCUAAAUUUGACAGCUUUUUGGAAAUUGGUGGCGAUUCGAUUUCUGCAAUUUACCUCUCGAAUCUUGCGGCAAAAGAGAAUAUACGACUUCCUAUCUCAAGCAUUUUUAGAGACUCUCAAUUAGCCUCGAUGGCUGCCUCUAUGAUUAUUGGACACGAGUUGACCACCGAUGUCCAACCGUUCAGUAUGAUCGAGGAGACACGGGGGGAGUCUCUAACUACUGCUAUUCGCCGACAAUGUCAGCUUUCAAGAGAACAAGAUCUUGAAGAUUUGUACCCUUGUACACCGCUGCAGGAAGGUCUCAUGGCUUUGACCGCCACACGGCCUGGUUCUUAUAUAGCCAAGCGGGUAUACAAGCUAGUAGAAACUAUUGACCUCGAUCGUUUCAAGAAAUCUUGGGAACAAACCAUCAGGUCUUGCAGCAACUUGAGAACAAGGAUUGUGCUGGACGGAGAUGCGCCGCUACAAGCUGUGGUGUCCGAUGAUACGUGCUGGGAUCAGACUGAUGCCCAAAAUCUCGACGCUUACAUGGAUGAGAUUGAGAACAUUGAUAUGACCUAUGGAUCUCGACUUUCGCGGCAUGCGAUAAUUAGCACUUCCAAUGGACCAACAUACUUUGUUUGGGUUGCGCAUCACGCAAUUUUUGACGCAUGGACUAUGCAGAUCAAUAUGGACGUCCUUCAGCGUUCUUACGCCCAAGAUUCUCUCCCGACUCUUCGCCCAUUCGCAAACUUUGUCCAAUACGUCUCACAACUGGACCAGGACGCAGCUAUGGAUUACUGGACUGAGGAGCUAGAAGGUGCCCAAAGGGCUUCAUUCCCACCACCAAAGCUGGUAACUGAAUCAGAGACGGCAGCUCAAGGAAUCCAAAUUAUGAAGAGAAAAAUCGCAGUUCCGAGCCAAACCAACUCCUUUAUAACAAUGGCUUCAGUACUUCGAGGCGCAUGGGCACUCAUCCUAAGUCUGUACUCUGAGACUGACGAUAUCUGCUUUGGUACAACUAUGUCAGGUCGACAGGCGCCAGUCCAAGACUUAAUUGAUAUGGCCGGCCCUACAAUCGCCACAGUUCCGGUGAGAGUCCGCCUUGAUCGUACGCAGCGUGUGUCUGAGUACCUGCAAAAUCUCCAAACCCAAGCCACUGAGAUGGUAGCUUAUGAACAGUUCGGUCUUCAAAACAUCUCAAAGCUCAGUGCUAGUGCCAAAGACGCUACCGACUUCACAAGCUUGUUUGUUGUUCAGUCAAGUCAGAGACAGCAUGCGGAAAGUCAUGACGGAAAGCUUUUUACAUCUGAUUCGAAUGACGAGACAAGAAUUGAAGCCUGGUUGGAAAGCUUUUUCAAUUAUCCCUUGACGGUAGAAUGUGAUCUGAUUGACAACCACGCGAUUUUAACGCUGUACUACGAUGGAGAUAUACUGUCUGAUCACCAGCUUCAAGGUCUUUGCAAUCAAUUUGAGCAGAUUAUUGAGCAGUUAAAUUCUCAGUACGAAGAACCUCUGAACACUCUGUCGAUGACUAGCCAGUGGGAUAUUGACUUCGCCCGUGCUGCUAACCCCAACGCGCCUAAUGUUGUUGAUACCUGUAUCCAUACACUUAUCGAAGAACGAACAAAAAUAAGCCCGGAUUCUGCUGCAGUUUGUUCCUGGGAUGCUGAUUUCACUUAUUCUGAGCUGGAUGAGAAUGCCAAUAGGCUGGCUCAUCAUCUAAUGAAUGUGUUGAAAGUGAAAAUUGGCGACCUCGUUAUGGUUUGCUUUGACAAAUCUGCCUGGUAUAUUGUCGCGAUCUUGGCUAUCAACAAGAUUGGUGCUGCUUGGGUGCCCAUUGACCCAUCGCAUCCAACUGAACGUCACCAAAGCAUUGUUAAGCAAACUAGAUCAACCUUGGCUCUCUGCACGCCUUCGAAUUCGCUCAAGUGCAGCCGACUAGUUGCAGAAGUCGUUGAAGUGAACGCGGAAUUCAUUUCCAAGCUCCGAGGUAGUGAAACAUAUGCUAGCAAACCCGAUGUGAAGGUCAGCCCUGAUGAUGUUUCAUACAUAAUUUUCACAUCCGGAUCGACGGGAGUUCCCAAGGGUGUGGUCAUCCAACACAGGGCCAUUUGCAGCAGCCAAGUUUCGCUGAGCCAGAGGCUUGGUAUGCACGAUGGUGUUCGAAUGCUUCAAUUUUCUUCCUUCGUAUUCGACGCGUCAGUUUUUGAGAUAUUGUGUCCACUCGUUUCAGGUGCUUGUGUUUGUAUCCCUUCGUGGGAUAUGCAAUUGAACACAUUGGCCGCUUUUAUCCGAGAUACCAAUGUCACAUGGGCAAUCUUAACUCCCUCACUUGCCAAUGUUAUUAGUCCUCAAGAUGUGCCUUGCUUAGAGUUUCUUGCACUUGGUGGUGAAGCUCCGAGCAAAGAGGUCUUUAACACUUGGUUUGGCAAGGUACGGCUGUUUAAUGCUUGGGGUCCAACCGAAGCAGCUAUUAUCGCCGCAAUUCAGGAAGUGCAAUCCACCGAUUUAUCGCAUCUAACCAUUGGUCGACCAAUCUGCGGCAAUUGCUGGAUUGUCGAUCCUGAAGAUCCGACUAAGCUAGCUCCUGUGGGAGCUGUUGAACCGGAGACUUGGCCGUUUACAACUCUGACGGUACUAUAA